Molecule: messenger RNA, 1839 nt
Organism: Spinacia oleracea (spinach)
Lineage: Eukaryota; Viridiplantae; Streptophyta; Magnoliopsida; Caryophyllales; Amaranthaceae
Product: BURP domain protein RD22
Exons: 3
Coding region: 113-1492 (459 amino acids)
Source: RefSeq, a predicted model, not a curated record
GCUCAGCUCUCUUGUAAUUUUAUGACCAUCAUGCUUAUUUUCUUAGCUUAUAAAUACCAUGUGUUAGUAGCAACUAAGUCACAACAAUCUCUUAUAAUUAUCUCCUCUCCAAAUGGCGAAAUUUAUUCUGCUCUUAUUUCCUUUAAUCGCUCUGGCAAUGGUGAGACUGGGAAGCACAGCUCCUGCAUCAAUAUCUCCAGAAGCAUACUGGAAGCUUAAGCUGCCUAACACUCCCAUGCUUAACUCUAUCAAGAACUCACUGCCCUCACCUGCAGGAGACCAAGCAAUGGAUAUGCCACUUAAAGGAGUUCAACCAAGUGCUAAAGAAUCAUUGCCUAGCAUCAAAGGCCCCUAUGACGACGGGUUGUUAUCUUACAGUAAAAAAGGGUUAGCAUCUACCAACAGCUACGGCGGUUUGUUAGCUUAUAGUAAAAAAGGAUUAUCAUCAACCAACAGCUACGGCGGUUUGUUAGCUUAUAGUAAAAAAGGGUUAGCAUCUACCAACAGCUAUGGCGGUUUGUUAGCUUACAGUAAAAAAGGGUUAGCAUCUACCAACAGCUAUGGCAGUUUGUUAGCUUAUAGUAAAAAAGGGUUAGCAUCUACCAACAGCUAUGGCGGUUUGUUAGCUUACAGUAAAAAAGGAUUAUCAUCUACAAGGGGCUAUAAUGGGUUGUUAUCUUACAGUAAAAAAGGAUUAGAAUCUACAAAGGGCUAUAAUGGGUUGUUAUCUUAUGGUAAAAAAGGACUAGAAUCUACCAGCGGCUAUAAUGGCUUGUUAUCAUACAAAAAACAACAGGCGCAUGAUCAUGCCAAAGAGUCUGUCCGUGUUGAUGAUGCUACCAAAAAUCGAGUUUUCUUCGUAGAGAAAAAACUUAACCUAGGGACAAAAAUGACCUUACACUUCCAAAAGAGCAUACAAACGGGUGUUUUCUUACCUCGUGAAGUUUCCAAUAAGAUACCCUUCUCAUCAGACAAAAUACAAGAAACCCUUAAAAUUCUCUCCUUAGACCCUAAAUCAGAAGAAGCAAAGGUUCUUUCGCACAGGAUCGAGCUUUGCGAAGAGCCUACAAUCGAAGGAGUAGAGAAGAAAUGUGUGACUUCACUUGAAUCGAUGGUGGACUAUGUAAUCUCAAAGAUUGGUACGAAUGUGAAAGCACUCACAACACAAGUAGAGAAAGACUCAACAAUGGAGUAUACAAUCAAAGGGGUUAAAAAGCUCGUAAAAGAUGAUCGUGAGACAGUAGUUUGCCACAAGAUGGGGUACCCUUACGCCUUGUUUUUCUGUCACAGGACGAAGACAAUAAGGUCUUACAUGGUUUCCUUGAUAGGGAAAGAUGGUAGUAUAAUAGAGGCGGUUGCUGCUUGUCAUAAGGAAACGAAUGAUUUCUUGGAUAAUUAUGCGAAAAAUGUUCUGAAUGUUGUUCCUGGAAGUACUCAUAUUUGCCAUUUCCCACCUGCUGAGGAUACCAUUAUUUGGGUGCCUAAUAAGUAAUAAGGAGUAACAAACUUGAUCGAACUUGUCGAAAUAAGUUGAUCAGAUUUACAAUGUUGUUGAUAUGAUAUGAUAUGAUAUGAUAUGAUGUUGUAUGUGAGCUUGUUGCUUUUUUACAUUCUACCUUAAUUUGUUUGAAGAAAUAAGCUGUGAAUUUGGAAGGGCAUAAUUGUGUUAAGUAGGCGUUGUGUUGGCCGGCUAACAAGGCUGCGGUAAUUAAAUGUUUGCAAUGUAUUUGUAGAUCCAUUGCUGCUUGUGCUACUUGCUUCAUUUUGCAUUCAACAUAUUUCGUUGUCAUAUAUUAAGACGGUCAGAUAGACCUAAUAAGAUAUCACAUGAUUAUUAUA